Molecule: messenger RNA, 1930 nt
Organism: Cuscuta epithymum
Lineage: Eukaryota; Viridiplantae; Streptophyta; Magnoliopsida; Solanales; Convolvulaceae
Source: the annotation of a GenBank genome assembly
CCCCCCCACCUUUUUCCCUUCUCCUCACCAAAUCUCCCGCCCCCCACUUUUUCCCUUCCCCAGACAGUUUCGAAAAACUCCCCUCCCCACCAUCACCGACCUCCAGCCUCCCUACCGUCACCGACCUCAAACCUCCCCACCGUCACCGACCUCAAGCCUCCCCACCGUCAACUCCAGAGUCGUCUGCCACAAACGCCGUCCUCUGCCCCACAAAUCGUCCGCCACAACAGCUGUCAAGCGCGAGGAGCCGCCGUCAACCGCCGUCAACCGGAAACCUCAUCGCCGUCAACUGGAAACCUCCUGAACUGUUCACCGUUGAACGAACUGCCCUCCUGAAGGUUCUAAGGUCCAACUUCAUCCAAGCUUAACACAUAUGGCUGAAAGGUCAUUUGAAGUACAAAUUCCAGUUCGCAAGCACUUUCCAGCACAGUUAUCUGUGUGCUCAUAUUUCAGAGAGGCUGUAAGCUUGGUAAAAGGUGCGCUGACAAAGGAUCAAUUGCAAGAAUUUAGGAAUUUGCCAUGGGGCCACCUACUGUCCGUGCCAGACAUACAAUUUUCAGGCCAAAUUAUCCAUGCUCUACUGCUGAGGCUAGUGAAGGACCAACCUGCAGACGAGCUGUGGUUCUUGAUUCAAGGGAGGCUAUUGAAGUUUACGUAUGCUGAUUUCUGUCGCAUAUCCGGUCUGAAAUCAUCAGCCGAAAAUCCUGUCUUCAAUGAUGAUGAUGAAGUGCAUGGGACGCUAAUUGACAAGUACUUUCGUGGAUCCACGAACAUUACGUACAAAAUGUUGAAGGACAAGUUGAAGUCAUUUAGGCGUACAAAGAGUGGAGAUUCUGUGAAGCUACUGUCCAUGUGUUACAUUUUGACGGUUUUACUUGCUCGGGAUAAUAAAACCAAGAUAAAUUUGGUGUAUUUGAAGUGGGCAGACGAGUUCGAGAAGUUUAAGAUGUAUCCAUGGGGUAGGGAGUCCUAUAACACCAUGAUUGACAACUUCAAAAGUAUCAUGAAAGAGCAGCCCACCAGGUUCAGGCAAAGCAAGGCCACAACUGCUAAGUUUACUCUAUAUGGAUGUCCUUUUAUACUACAGGUUUGGGCGUAUGAAAACGUGCCUAACCUAGGAGAACACUGUGCUGAACGUAUUGGUAAUGAAGAAAUUCCUAUGCUAAACUGGAAGGCCGAUGGAUUCUUUCACGCACGCAAGUUGAAUGAAUUGGUGUUCAAGGACAAUGAUGAUAUUCCUGUAUAGGAGGAACAUGAUUCUGAGAAUGAUAACGAGGAUGAAGAAGUUCGGGACAAGGGUUUCAAAGACAAAGUCAUGGAUGAGAUGCAAGCACUCCGGGAGCAUGUGGCUGCUUUGGAAAGCAGGUUGAAGUUGAUGGAAGAGAGAUUCAGUGCACAGGGUAGCGUGACAGAGAAGGCGACUGAGAUUGGUUCUAAGAAUAAGGUCAUGGAAAUGGAGGGUAUUCCCCAACAGGGUUGCUGAGUUAGUUGAGGGUGUUCCCCAACAGGGUGGAGGGUAUUAUAUUAAACUUUAUUUACAUUACAUAUAUUGUCUAUCACCUUAUGGUAAAUGUCUGUCUUAUUUUUAAUUGUCUGUGUACAGGUCAGGAGAGUGCGGAGUGAUGAUUGCAGCGUUUGCAGAGCAUCUUUUAAUGGGAAAGGACUUGCUUCCAGGUUGUGAGUAUGCCAACAUGUGGAACAAGAGAUGUCAAUAUGCUGUUCGAUUGUGGGGAUUGAAGAAGGUUGAGGAAUCAUAGGAAUUCUUCAUUAGCUUGGGAAGCCUAUUUUUGCCGGUUAAUAGUCCAGCUUUGCAAACACUAUGAAUUUCCCUGUACGAUGUGUGUGGAACUUUAUGUUUUUAUUUUUGUAUAAGUUGCAAACUAUACAAAGGUGGCAUUUGAGAAAAAGCGGUUACAUGACGAUAAUUUCA